CCUUUUAUCUCUUUAACUCUUUUCUCUCUGUCUCCAUAGGCAGACAUUUACAUAACAAAGAAAACAAAAGAAAAUAAUGAAGCUUCUUACAAUAAUGCUACUCAUGUUGUUCCUUAUUCUCCACAAACCAAGUUUCCUUCUUUCUUCAACAAUUGAUUACCCUUUUGCUCCUUCACCUCAAAUUCAAGUCAUUUCUACAUCAAUGGCUUCUUCACCUUCAUCCCCUGUUUUUGAACAAGAGAAUGAAAAGCAGGGCAUGGAUUCACACAGGAAAAUGGUGAUAGCUUUUGUUGUUGCCAGCACUGCACUUAGUGCACUCAUUUUAUGCCUCUUAUUCUUCUGGAUUUAUUAUCAUACAAGCCAUUCAUCAAAAUCCAAAAGGACAAGUGUUCAAAACUCAGGGCAAGAUGCUGAGAAAGGGGCAUAUUUGAGCAAAUUUAGUUCUAUAAAGAUGGUGGGUAAGAAGGGUUGUGUUCCAAUAAUUGAUUAUAAGCAAAUAGAAAAGGGCACAAAUAAUUUCAAGGAGAGUAAUAUUUUGGGGGAGGGUGGUUUUGGAUGUGUUUAUAAGGCUACUUUGGAUGAUAAUUUGGAUGUUGCUGUUAAAAAACUUCACUGUGAAAAUCAAUAUGCUGAGACAGAAUUUGAGAAUGAGGUGGAAUUGUUAAGUAAAAUUCAGCAUCCCAACAUAAUUUCUUUAUUGGGUUGUAGCAAUGAUGGCAUUACAAAGUUUAUUGUCUAUGAAUUGAUGCACAAUGGAUCAUUGGAAACCCAAUUACAUGGACCUUCUCAUGGCUCAGCAUUGACUUGGCAUAUGAGGAUGAAGAUUGCUCUUGACACAGCAAGAGGAUUAAAAUAUCUGCAUGAGCACUGUUACCCUGCAGUGAUCCAUAGAGAUCUGAAAUCUUCUAAUAUUCUUUUAGAUGCAAACUUCAAUGCAAAGAUUUGUGAUUUUGGGCUUGCCGUAACUGAUGGGUCCCAAAAUAAGAACAACAUCAAGCUUUCAGGCACAUUGGGGUAUGUAGCUCCAGAGUAUCUUUUAGAUGGUAAAUUGACUGAUAAAAGUGAUGUGUAUGCUUUUGGAGUUGUGCUUUUGGAGCUUCUAUUAGGAAGAAAGCCUGUGGAGAAACUGGCACCAUCACAAUGCCAAUCUAUUGUCACAUGGGCCAUGCCACAUCUCACAGACAGAUCCAUGCUUCCAACUAUUGUGGACCCUGUGAUUAAGGAUGCAAUGGAUCUCAAGCACUUGUACCAGGUUGCUGCCGUGGCUGUGUUGUGUGUGCAACCGGAGCCGAGUUACCGGCCGCUGAUUGCGGAUGUUCUGCACUCACUUAUUCCUCUUGUACCUGUUGAGCUUGGAGGAACACUCAGAGUUCCACAAGUGACACAACAAGUUUUACCAAUUGAUGAUGUUGCUGAGAAUUCAAGUCACUCAAUUUGAAGACAAGACAACAUCACAUAGUGAUAAUAAUCCAGGGCAUGUUUUUGUCAUGCUGCUAAAACCAGUUAGGCUUAGGCCUAAUAAUCAAGGUAGGAAUUCUAAACAGAGACAUGAUAAUUAGGGUCUGUUUGGUUUCUGUUUUUAUUUUCAGUGUUGCAAGAAAAAAAGUGAAAUAAAAAAAAAUAGAGAUCCUCCCAUAUUCCCUCCAAUUUUCACUUUUUUUUUUCCUGCAAAAUUUUGAUAACUAGAAAUAUUGAAAAUGAAAAUCGACCAAACUUGUCUUAAGCCUAAAUGCUGUAUAAGAGGAUGAGAAUGUUCAUGACUAAUGUAAAGAAUAAACUAAUUGCACAUUUUGUGAGAACAUUUUGUAUAUAGUGGCACUUUC
Messenger RNA from Arachis stenosperma, 1823 nucleotides. Its product is annotated as probable receptor-like protein kinase At1g80640. Gene Ontology annotation, molecular function: protein kinase activity; ATP binding. The transcript is spliced from 10 exons. Lineage: Eukaryota; Viridiplantae; Streptophyta; Magnoliopsida; Fabales; Fabaceae. Gene Ontology annotation, biological process: protein phosphorylation. The record is from RefSeq and is a predicted model, not a curated record. The coding region runs from base 77 to 1438 and encodes 453 amino acids.